UUCAACCAGCACAAGGAUCCACAUUUUAUACAAUCAAAACUCACCUGUUCUUAAAGCCUUUUCAGGUUUCUUCUCUUUUUUGCAAAGAGCCAAUCCAUAAUAGAGUAUGGGUAUCCUAUUGCCUGGUGUUCUCCAAGCUAAGCAAAUUCUCCGCCAAUCUCCUCUGACUGCAAGUUCAGCAGCUUCAAAUGCUGUAAAUGUCCCAAAGUGGUACGUGGCAGUUUAUGUUGGAGAGUCUCAGAAGACGCGAUUUUUGGUUCCAGUGUCAUACUUGAACCAACCUAAAUUUCAAGAGCUGCAACAUAAGGCUGAAGAAGAGUAUGGAUUUGAUCAUCCAAUGGGAGGUCUUACAAUUCCUUGCCCAGAAGACACCUUCCUAGACAUUACCUCUCGCUUCAUCCUCACACCCGUUCGAUAUAAAAUUAUGGGUAUCCGCUUGCUCAAAAUUGUUCAUGCUAAGCGGAUCCUCCAGCAGGUUUUUUCGACUCCAAUGGCUAAGGAUGUAUCCAAAGGCCAUCUUGCUGUUUACGUUGGAGAAACCGAGAAGAAGAGAUUUGUUGUCCCAAUUUCAUUUUUGAAGCAUCCUUCAUUUCAAAACUUGCUAAGCCAUGCUGAAGAGGAGUUUGGAUUUGAUCAUCCAAUGGGUGGUCUCACCAUCCCAUGCAGAGAAGAAAUCUUCAUUGAUCUCACUUGCAAUUUGAAUUGCUCUUAAGCAAGGAGAUGA
This is a messenger RNA of Cornus florida, 724 nucleotides long. RefSeq lists its product as uncharacterized. The transcript has 2 exons. Gene Ontology annotation, biological process: response to auxin. The record is from RefSeq and is a predicted model, not a curated record. NCBI's taxonomy places the organism in Eukaryota, Viridiplantae, Streptophyta, Magnoliopsida, Cornales, Cornaceae. The coding region runs from base 107 to 712 and encodes 201 amino acids.